AUGGCCGACGAAGUUUACGAAGGUGCCAUCGGCAUUGAUCUUGGAACCACCUACUCUUGUGUGGCCAACUACGAGGGUACCAAUGUUGAGAUCAUUGCCAACGAGCAGGGUAGCUACACUACCCCAUCCUUCGUUUCUUUCACCGACAAGGAGCGCUUGAUCGGUGAGGCCGCGAAGAACCAGGCCGCUAUGAACCCUACGAACACCAUCUUCGACAUCAAGCGUCUUAUCGGUCGGCGGUUCGAGGACCCCAUUGUCAAGAAGGAUGUUGAGUCCUGGCCCUUCAAGGUUGUUGAUCAGGGUGGAAACCCUGUGGUUGAGGUCGAGUAUCUCGGCGAAACCAAGACUUUCAGUCCCCAAGAAAUCUCUUCUAUGGUUUUGAUGAAGAUGAAAGAGGUUGCCGAAACCAAGCUCGGAAAGAAGGUCGAGAAGGCAGUCAUUACCGUGCCCGCUUAUUUCAACGACAACCAGCGCCAGGCUACUAAGGAUGCUGGUGCCAUUGCUGGUCUGAACGUGCUCCGUAUCAUCAACGAGCCCACUGCAGCAGCGAUUGCCUAUGGCCUUGGCUCCGGCAAGUCUGAUAAGGAGCGUAACGUUCUCAUCUACGAUCUUGGUGGUGGUACUUUCGAUGUGUCUCUCCUUAACAUCCAGGGUGGUGUCUUCACUGUCAAGGCUACUGCUGGAGAUACCCACCUUGGUGGUCAAGACUUCGAUACCAACCUCCUGGACCACUUCAAGAAGGAGUUCCAGCGCAAGACUGGCAAGGACCUCUCCGGUGACGCGAGAGCCCUCCGUCGUCUCAGAACCGCCUGCGAGCGUGCUAAGCGUACUUUGUCCAACGCUACCCAGACUACUGUGGAAAUCGACUCUCUGUUCGAUGGCGAGGACUUCAACUCUUCUAUCACUCGUGCUCGUUUUGAAGACCUGAACGCUAAGUCUUUCUCGGGUACUCUCGAGCCUGUGCAGCAGGUUCUCAAGGACUCUGGCCUUGAGAAGAGCAAGGUCGAUGAGAUCGUCCUCGUUGGUGGUUCCACCCGUAUCCCUCGUAUCCAGAAGCUGCUUAGCGAUUUCUUCGAUGGCAAGAAGCUUGAGAAGAGCAUCAACCCCGAUGAAGCCGUUGCCUAUGGUGCCGCCGUCCAGGCCGGUAUCUUGUCUGGAAAGGCUUCUUCGGCUGAAACCCAGGACCUCCUCCUGCUUGAUGUCGUUCCCCUUUCUCUCGGUGUUGCUAUGGAGGGUAACAUCUUCGCUCCUGUUGUGGCCCGUGGUCAGACUGUCCCUACGAUCAAGAAGCGCACUUUCACCACCGUUGUCGAUAACCAGACAACCGUGCAGUUCCCCGUUUACCAGGGUGAGCGUACCAACUGCGCUGACAACACCUCUCUGGGAGAGUUCACCCUCGCUCCCAUCCCCCCCAUGAGGGCUGGAGAGGCCGCUCUCGAGGUCGUUUUCGAGGUUGAUGUCAACGGUAUCCUCAAGGUUACUGCUACCGAGAAGUCCUCCGGACGUAGUGCCAACAUUACCAUCUCCAAUGCCGUCGGCAAGCUUUCCACCACUGAGAUUGAGCAGAUGAUUGACGACGCUGCGAAGUUCAAGUCUAGCGAUGAGGCUUUCACCAAGAAGUUCGAGUCUCGCCAACAGCUCGAGUCCUACAUCUCGCGUGUUGAGGAGAUUGUUUCCGACCCCACCAUGUCGCUGAAGCUGAAGCGUGGCAACAAGGAGAAGAUCGAAUCGGCACUCAGCGAUGCCAUGGCUCAGCUUGAGAUCGAAGACUCGACUCCUGAAGAUCUCAAGAAGAAGGAGCUUGCUCUCAAGAGACUCAUCACCAAGGCCAUGGCCACUCGGUAA
Aspergillus luchuensis is the source of this 1845-nucleotide messenger RNA. It is a transcript of the gene hscA, whose product is annotated as putative Hsp70 chaperone (HscA). Gene Ontology annotation, molecular function: ATP binding; heat shock protein binding; ATP hydrolysis activity. The transcript is spliced from 7 exons. Lineage: Eukaryota; Fungi; Ascomycota; Eurotiomycetes; Eurotiales; Aspergillaceae. Bases 1 to 1845 code for a protein of 614 amino acids. The record is from RefSeq and is a predicted model, not a curated record. Gene Ontology annotation, biological process: cellular response to unfolded protein; protein refolding; vesicle-mediated transport. Gene Ontology annotation, cellular component: nucleus; plasma membrane; cytosol.